This is a messenger RNA of Leishmania major strain Friedlin, 7197 nucleotides long. RefSeq lists its product as hypothetical. The coding region runs from base 1 to 7197 and encodes 2398 amino acids. Lineage: Eukaryota; Euglenozoa; Kinetoplastea; Trypanosomatida; Trypanosomatidae. The transcript has a single exon. The record is from RefSeq and is a predicted model, not a curated record.
AUGGAAUCGCCUCCGGCCCAGGCUGUCUCUGGAGUGCAGUGUGCCCGCUUGCUAGAGCUGGAAGAGCGGCAGCGUCAGCUCAAGCGCCUGUGCGAGGAGGCACUCAGGGAAGAGGAGCAGCAUCAGCAAAUUCUCCAGCAAUUAGAAGAGCACAACACGGCCGCCUCGACGUCUGUUGGGUCGCUCGCGGGUGGCAGCGCCGGAAGCUUUACCGGUGCUGCAGCUCUGCAUGCGAGGCCUCUCUCGCCCAGCGCCGCAGCGGAACCACUCGACGACUUGCUGACAGGCGAGGUGCAGUCCUUUCGUGACCCCAACAGCAUUGUCCGAGACUCCUCCACCGGCAGUGUAGCCGCGGCGCCCUUGCUGCGUGGUGGGUCGUCGUCGAAUCCGCGCAACCCCUCUAUGGACCGGCCGCGCACUCGACUCGACAGUAGCUAUCGACCACCGACGUACCCGCUGCCAACGGCGUCCGCCACACAGCCGCCUCCCCCGCCGCGAGCAAUGCUGUACACUGCCUCUUGCCGGCCUAGAGAAGAGGGAAGCCGGGCAGCCGCAGCGGCCAUAAAUGGCAGCACCCAGCCUUCCAUAUCUGCGCCAGCGAUGUAUUCGUCCCUACCGGUACCCAAGACGUGGUGGCAUGGUGAAAAGGGCGCUGCAGAAAAGAGAUCAGGAUCGAACGCUGCGGCCGCGGCUUGCACGCCAGCCGAGAGAGUCGGCGCCAGCUAUGGCGCGUGCGCCGCGUGUUCCCCGCCCGCGGCGCACGCGCCCCUGUCGCCACCGCCACCGCCGCCGCCGCCGGAGCGCAGUCGCAGCCACAGCGCGAGCUACAGCGGUCCCCUGCUAGAUCGGCUAUGGCGCAGUGAUAUCCGUCCCCACCACGGCAUCCCUCCCCCUCCCCCUCCCCCUCCCCCACCUCCACCAGCACCGAACGCAGUAGAGACCACGGUGUCACCUUUCUCCGUGCGGUACUCGCGGACACUCGGCGCGCGUGCAGAAUUGUCGCCGCCGCUAUCACGGCCCUCACGCUCAUCUGCGCCGCCGUUGGUCUCUCCGGAUGACGUCACGGACAACCUUCCGCCCCCGCCUCCGCGCGCGCACAGUCAUGCCGCUGCCUCGCACAACGUGCAACCCAGCAUGGCAGAUAAGUACCGCAGGUCGCGUAGCUUUCUCAACGCGGACCCGCCGCUGCCACCGCCGCCACCGCCGCCGCCGCCACCACCAACAGCACACAGAGACCUAGAUGACGACUCGAUUUUGUCGACAACUUCAACGGAGCGGGUCAUCGAGCGAUGGAGGCAACGAUUGAGCCGCAGCGAUGCACUCGGGCAGCGUGAUGGUCACUACACCAGUAGCGGGUACGGUCGGAGCGGGGCCGCAGGUCAGCAGCCCUCCAUUACCCUUCCAGGCACAAGGGUGAGCGUCACGUUGGCAGAGCGCCGCACCCCUCAGGCGUCUGCCGCUCCGCUACUCUCUGUUCCUUAUCGCGAGAGCGCCACCAGAGAAGGCGUCAAGGUCGCAAGCCGGGCACCGCCGCCACCACCACCGCCGCCUGUGUCUGGUACGGCUCUUCUUUCCUCACCAGCCCGUUACAGCGAAGGCAUAAACGAAGACGAGUUGCUUCCAAACCGAUGGGAGACGGCGUCAUUGACACCGAGUCUGCGGAGUGCGGAAGAGCGGCGCCUGCGCAGCUACUUCGCGAAACCAGACGGAGAGGCUGACAGUUCAGCUCCGGCACACAAAGACUACGUGAGCUACAGCCGCCAGCGUGUGCCAGAAUCUCGCGAUGGCGUGAAGAACGCUCGAGCUGCACUGCUUGAAACGGGUGGCACGACUUCCUCCACCUCCGCUCCGGCGGCGGCAAGGUCCGAGGGCAGCGUCAGCGCCUGGCAACAAACUUCUCGCGCGGCGGAGCCGCCAUUGCAUCGGCGUUCGACAGCUGCCCCUUUUACCUCCUCAGCACCUUCUGUAACUGAGGUCCCUCCACCGACACCGGCCAAGGCGAAGCCCAAGAAGACGGUCCUUCACCCGUAUGGGUUUCAACAGUCACAGUCUUCCUCGCUCUCACCCCAGCCAGAGCCCAGUCUCAGAAGUGCAGCAGCCAAAAACGGUUGUGGCGCCUCUCGGCACCGAAGUGGCACGCCGGCGCCUCUGUUUUCGACGCUUUCCGCAAAGCAUCAGCGAAGCACCUUGUCCGCCCUGAACGGAAGCAAUCUCGACUCGGCAUGGGGCAGCAGCGGCACCUCGCUCCCUGCGCGGUCGGAUGUCAACGCCGCGGCAACCGUCCCAGCACCGCACACGUCUGUGGCAGCUUCGGACAGCAACUACUUCGACAUAGGACCCGAGAAGGAGGUACUGCUCAGACUGCUGCAGAAAAGCACCCGUGGCGCAUCAGGGAGCAGUGCCGGUGUCGCGCUCCCAGCUACCAGCCGCUCGUCGUCGAUACAGCCGUGGACAUCGUCCUCGGUGGUAGCUAACGUCGCAGGCGGCGGUCAACAAGCUGAGAAAGCACUCCCCUACCCUCCUUCGACCCAUCUGUCUGACAGCAAGCAGACACAGAGCUUUGGUGCUCCGCCCACGAUGACGAUGCUGCCGCCUCAUAGCAAAGACUCAGCAAGGCAGCACUCCAAUUUCGACCUGUCGGUGGGCACGCAGCUCCCGCUCGGCGGAAGCGGCAAGGCAGCCGCUGGGGGAGCACAGCACGGCAACGAGGUGGCUGCGGCGCAGCUGCAGCAGAAAUACGACGCUGCGCAGACCAAGGCAGAAGCUCUGGCGCGGCACUUGGUGAAGGCCAUCAGUGAUCGCAAACUGCUUCAGGGCAGCGUAGAGCAGCUGGAAAUGCUUGUGGAAGAGUGCAAUGCCGAGGUGGGUCGGCUUCAGCAGAUUGUGGAGCAGCAGCACCAAGACAGUGCCGCCUCCCUCGGGGUGCAGGCAGCACUUCGCGCCAAGGAGCGUGAGGUGGCUGUGUACGAGGACGAAAUCCGGCGACUCAACGUGGUGCUGAAUGGACACCUCGCCCGCACGGCCACUGCUGAGCGUGUGGCGCAGGACAGUGUGCAGCAUGGACUGGUGGUGAAGGAGGCGGAGGUGGAGGCGGCCAUGGCAGAGGUAGGUAUGGCGCAUCUGGCGCAGCGGGAGGCGGAGGAGCGAGCCAGCCGGCUGGUGAAGGAACUGGAUACAGCGGUGGAACAGAUACAGUUCCUCGACGAGCGCCUUGCUGAGAUGGAGCGGGCGGCGGCGGCGGCGCGCUUCCAGGCGAUGCCUGGACGCAUCACCGAAGAAAACGACGUGAACCUGGACGGCGGCAACGUCGCUCUCUCACACUUGAGUGCACCAGCGCACAUCACCAUCCCCCCCGACGAAGAAACGCGCCACUGGCCGCCAGAAGCGCGGCGAGCGAUGGCGCAGCUUGCCGCACAGGCAGAAGGACUGCUUUUCAAAAAUGCGGAGGGGGAACGUCACGCCUCGAUGCGGCUGCAGCACGUGGAGAACACCUGCAACGAACUCCAACAGCACCUCCGACAGCGCAGCGAGGAGGUUGAGCGUGCGCGUGAGGCAUGCGAGCAGCUUCGACAGGAAAAGAGCGCGUUGCAGACGGUAGGAGGGUUGUGGUAUCAGCAAUUGCGUGAAGUGAAAGAGGAUGCGCAGCUCGUCUCGGAGAUGGUGCGCACCUCCCGCGAAGACGCGGAGGACGUGUAUCUGUCCUCGAGAAUGGCAGAGGAGCGCGCUGCUGUGCACUGUGCCGCCGCGGCAGCGGCAAGUCCACUGCAGCGCCUACCGAGCUCCGUGCCGAUGGAUCCGGCAACGUUGAAGAAAUCUGCGCAGUUCGCGCAGCAGGUGAUGCGCGAUUUUCAUGCGGUAGCGCGCUUUCUUUCAAGCCUGCGCACUAUGAACAUAGGGGACCGCAACGGGUACCAAAUCCUGCAGGCGAUCGCUAGUGGCCGCAACCCAGCCGAAGCGCUGUACACCGCUGACGACACCGCCACGCCGGAGCGGCUGAGGAAGCUGCUCCGCCCUAACGAAGCGAGUGAGGCAAGGCGCCGCGUACAAGAGAAGAAGGCUCGCGUUCUGUGUGCCGUAGAGCAGGCCUUGAUGGUAGAACCGGUUUCGGCCGCUGCAUACGUUUCGGUGGACACGCCACCCAGCCGCCCCUCCAGCGGCGCCACCAUCACACUCGGUCUGCCGCCCCGCGCGGGAGGGCAACCGCCAACAGCGGAGGCGGAUGAAUGUGAGGUGCCCGACGCCCUCGAGGACGAUCUGGCGAACGAUGAUGAGGUAGAGAUGGAGGUGGUGUCCUUGUCGCUGCACCCAACGCGGAUGGGCAGCCACAGCCUCCGAGACGGCAGCAACGGCAUGGUACACAGCGAUGUGCGCCAGCGGCCGGCGUCCGACUCAGUGACCUCGUUGCCGUGCAACCGAGUGCCGCCAACCGCGUCGGCCUCAGAGGUCAGCUGUGCACCUUCAGCGUUUAGAGCCUCACCGCCACCGGCCCCGCUCGCGUCCGAUGGCAGGCCGUUCUGCAGCACGUCGUUCAUGGGCGGCAACGAGGCCCCCAGCACCGCCUCGACAUCUCGGCCCACCGUGGCCAAAGCGGCGCCGGCGCCCCCCACCCCGCUGCGGUCCGUCUCGCGACCGCUGCGCCUCUCCACCACGCCGUUGCAGCCGCAGCUGGACGGCAAAGAAGAGAAUGAGGAAGAGGCGGUGGCACUCUCUGACAAGCAGUCGAACCCGACUCGCGCGCUAUUGCACACUGUCCUUAGGGCCGACUCGAUGCCGAUCCGCGGAAACGGCGCCGGCGCGGACUUCGAAAUGUCUUCCAUCACCCUCGUGUCAUCCCUCUCUAUGUCGCAACCGACGUCUCAUCAGCAAACGGCGACGGUACAACAGCCAUCGCCGCCGUCGACGCUUGCCGUCACCGCUACAACGCCUGCGGAUCUCACAGAAGGUGCCCCCGCCGCGUGCCCCAAUGCUUCCGUGCCGCUGCAGGUGCAGCAGCAGCACAAGUCCAUGCCCGCGACACAAGAAAGUCUUUCGCCGCCGUCGCGUCUCCGCUCCCCGACCCCCAAUCGGGUGCCUGCGGUGUGGGCUGAGAUGCAUGCCGAGGAAGACCUUAUCACGUCUCCCGUCGAGCGUCCAAAGCCUUCCCAGUCGUUGGCGGACGAACCCCCGCCGCGCGUGGUGUGUGACAGGAACACACAGCAGGUGCAUCUAGGCUCGCGGCCGAAGGACCGCAGCACCACCGCACGUCCGUCCUCUACGCCGCACCCAGGCUCGCUCUCCGGGACGCGCCACGGCUUCGAAGCGGGAGAUGGAGAAACGACUGUUGCGCCGCCGCGACACACAGGCCGCGCCCGUCGUGGGGCAAGCGACGAAAGCAAUGGCAAUGAGGCCACGCUCUUCUUUCGCGAACCGCCUCGUGGUGAAGUGCAGGAGGUGGCCGCCGAGCCAACGUCAAUCCCAUUGCAGCAGCAACACUCUGGCGUAGCGGUGGACCUUCUCAACGAUGGCUUUGCCAUGUCGUCUCGCAGGGCCUCUGCGGCGGCCGUGGCGCCGGCGCAGGCGAUCUCUGUCUCUCCGGAGCACACCUCCGUAAUCGAAGAGGAAGAAGCCGACUUGGAAGAGCGAGUGCCGUCCGCUGGCGCAGCAGCAACGCGCCUUUCGCUGCACCUCGAGUCGCCGCUAAAAGGAGUGCAUUCCGCCACCUCGUCUGUGCCGAUCGUCACUCGUGGGCCUCUGAAGGACUCAACGAUGAAGAAGCCGAGUUCAUCUCGCACUCGCAGUGUCAUCGAAGAUGACGAGCCAUCUUUGAGUUUUUCGGCGCCGCCACCGCCGCUACCGCCACCGCCGCCGGUACAACCACAAGUACGACCGUCACCUUCACAAGAGCAUGCACACGGAGCGCCAGAAGCUGAUGCCUCGGCGCAUACGUCGCCGGCAGAAGCAUCUGUGCGGGGCGCCAGUCACUCGCGAGCGAUGGAGGGCAACGACGGCUCUGCAGCCUCUAUCGGCAACGCCCCGCUCUCCCCGUCGUCCUUGAGCGGCAGCUUUUCAGGCGCACCGCACCGGAUGCUGCACCAACCACGCCGGCCAUCAGCGUCUGAUGUCGGGCCGAGUCUGAGCUCAGUAGGGGGUGCGGUUGCCCCUCCGCGUCUGCAGCGCUCGACUGGCUCGUCGUCAUCGGUAGAGGCCCAGCCUCUCCUGUGCACCGUGACACCCGGGCCAGCGGCUGCAGUGGGUGCCACCGCCAGCGUUGGCCAGCACAGCCGCAGCGGUGGUCGGCCUCCCACGGCGAGCUUGCCGCGUGAACACCCUUGCCCAGAGGUGACGCCCGCGCUCGUGGAGCCGCGGCGCCCCUCCCCGUCGGCGCGACCUGUUUCGGCUGCAAUGCACACAAAUCCUGUCACCCCGGGCGAUCCUCUCGACUCCACUGCGGCAAUGACUGCUGGGCCGCCGCCACUGCAGGAACAGACCUCGCUGGUGCCCGAAAAGGCGGAAGCAUCACGGGCCCGAUCGGAGGGAGUCACUCACGCCGAUGAUUCCCUGCGAUCCAACAGCAAGUUUAGUGCAAACACCAUGCCAGGGACACCUGGAAGUCGGCUUCCAAGCAUCGCCUCUACAGCAGCGCCCGAAAGUCCGAUGCACGUGUUAGAAGAGCCCUCGGCAGCUUUGCGCCUGCCUGGUGAGAUGCGCAGCGACACACCUGGAAACGCGGGCAGUGCGGUCUCGCCUCUCGCUGAGCCGCUGCAGGAGGCUCCUGUGCACGCACGUGAGCUGCCCGCACGCGCAGGAAACAGCGCCGCCCCACGCGGUAGCCCUCACGAGGGAGCGGCACCCGCGCCCCUUCCCGGGGUCAACGUUGACGCACCGGAGUCGAAUACGCUAAACCUGGAACGCGCCCCACCGCGAUCGGCUCCACCCGUCGAAGCCCAGGCGCUAUCAUCCACCAUCUCCACUCCGCGUAGCAGCAGCGGAGGUCGAGAGGGCCCGGCCAGGGUUCGGAACUCGAUCCCGACAGAGCCGUCGGUGUCGGAUGAGGCCGCUGCGAGACGCCGUGCAGAUGUCGCCAAUAUACUGAAGCGCAUAAAGGCGAAGAAGGAGCAGGAGCAAAAAAAGAGUUCUGAGGUGGGCACGCCGACGAGUCCCACAUGGAGUGAAAGCACCUCUUCUGGAACGAAAGACGUCGACUCCGCAUUCAUGUAG